AUGGCCGGUGGAAGAAGGCAAGGCAAGUCUGUCCAAGACCCUGCCGAACUAGAAGAGAUGCAAGUUAGUGAACUUCCAGUGGAAAGUUCACGAUUCGCACCUGAUGAAAAUGAUAUGGUGGAAAAAUUUGCUCAAACAAUGGCAAAUGGACCCAUCAUGGACAACAUCCGCAUGAUGGCAAUGCAGCAAGAUAGGUUUGCGCAAGACCAAGCAAAAGUCGCUCAAAACUUAGCCAGAGUUGCUCAAGACCAAUCUAAAGCUGUUCUUUCUCAAAACCGAAAGUUAGGAGACAUGGUGGACCGAAUCUCUCAAAGGUUCGAGUCUAUGUUGGAACGGACCCUUGGAAGCUUAAACCAAGGUUUGGCUCCUCGGCCAAACAACUCUGAAGGGUCCCAACAGUCAGCCUUCCAAGCUAGUAGGCCGGCCAUAUUUGUUGAAGGGAGUUCCUCUCAGCAACAUGUAGGUCCACUCCCUCCAACUCAGCAGCAGGUGCAGUCCCUUCCAAUGGCGCAAACUUACAUUCCAGCUGCACCUGUGACUGCUCCAAUGGUACAGAUGACUAUUCCAAAAGCUGCGCCUAUGCCAACCAUCCAGCAAGUUCAGAAUCCUCCACCUGUGCCAGCCGCACCUGUUCCAGCAAGGCCACCACCUAUGGUCAUUCCUAUGGCGGUUGGGGGGCAACCUUUUCCAAGAGAGCCAUUUCUUGACCAAGGAGGAAGGAACCGUGGCAGGAACAACUAUGCAGAUGCCAACCCCUUGCUUAUGGCGGGUGGAGGGUAUCAAGUGGCCAAUCAACCUCAAGGUUGGCCAGACAACAACCCUCCAUAA
Molecule: messenger RNA, 828 nt
Organism: Cornus florida
Lineage: Eukaryota; Viridiplantae; Streptophyta; Magnoliopsida; Cornales; Cornaceae
Product: verprolin-like
Exons: 2
Coding region: 1-828 (275 amino acids)
Source: RefSeq, a predicted model, not a curated record